Messenger RNA from Schistocerca gregaria, 858 nucleotides. RefSeq names its product nucleolar protein dao-5-like. The record is from RefSeq and is a predicted model, not a curated record. The coding region runs from base 1 to 858 and encodes 285 amino acids. The transcript is spliced from 2 exons. Lineage: Eukaryota; Metazoa; Arthropoda; Insecta; Orthoptera; Acrididae.
AUGCAAAAAGCUGUGAAACAGCUCCACGGAGCACAUGAGGGCAACGUGUCCGAGGAGCAGACGUCCGGCGCAAUUGCCGCGCACAGGAGCCGCGGAUCCACCGCAAGAAAUCGCCACUGCCAGCUACGCUGGAGCGGUAACGCGCGAAGCUCCACGUGCUCAUCAGACGGCCUCAGCGGAAACGGCAGCCCGGCAGCCGCCGCCACGGAGAGCCCAGCGGCUCCCCCACCCCCUGCCGCCAUCCCGGCCCCGGCCGCGGCCAGCGCAGGUAGCGCGGGGGAGAAACGCCAACUGAGUUCCGACUCGGAGGGCGAAAGUACAAUGGAGACCGACGCAGCCGCGGCAGCCGCCCCCUCCCCCGCCAGCAGGCGAGCGAGGAUCGCGGAGGUCAUCGCCCCUGCCGCCGCCGCCGCCGCCGCCGCCGCCCCCGCGCAGCAGACAGCCGCGCCAGCCAACAGCCCUGCCGCACAGACCGGGCCCAGCGCCGACGCCGCCACGCCGUACAGCGAGACGCGUGAGCUUGCCAUCAAAAAGCAAGUCACGAAACUGGCCCGCAUUCUGAAGGAAUCAGAAGACGAGCCGAAAGAAAACAACGUGGACGCCCCGGGCGCUGGGAAAUCCAAAAGGCGCCGGAGGAAGCGGCGAAGCCUGAGCCGUGAAAAAGACAACGACAGGAUGGACGUAUCUGAACCAGAGGAGUCAGAUACGGCAGCCGCAACCAUAAAAGCUACAACCCCUAAGGCAGAGGACGUAGUACUACGGCCAGAACGGCCGCAGCACUCCACAGACCCGCCUCCACAGACCCGCCUCCACAAAGCGAUUAAAUGCAACAGGGCUCGGGCUCAGUAUACAGUGUAA